This is a messenger RNA of Bubalus bubalis (water buffalo), 5981 nucleotides long. It is a transcript of the gene PALLD, whose product is annotated as palladin, cytoskeletal associated protein. Lineage: Eukaryota; Metazoa; Chordata; Mammalia; Artiodactyla; Bovidae. The coding region runs from base 212 to 4273 and encodes 1353 amino acids. The record is from RefSeq and is a predicted model, not a curated record. Gene Ontology annotation, molecular function: axon guidance receptor activity. The transcript has 22 exons. Gene Ontology annotation, biological process: synapse organization; homophilic cell-cell adhesion. Gene Ontology annotation, cellular component: plasma membrane; neuronal cell body; axon.
AUGAGGCCAUAGUUGCCUCAAAGUGACCACGGACCAAGCAGUGUGUCACGAAGAGACGAGGCCACCUCUGCUCCCCCGGGAAAGAAGAAACAGUCCUCUGAGAGCCAUCACCUUUGGGGGGUCCUCGAGGAGCCAAGGAUCGAAAAGAGCCUGUGUUCAAGACACCGGCCUUCCUGUGGAAGCGGACGGAGUGCAUGAGCGCCUCUCGACUAUGUCCGAGACGUCUUCCCACGACUCCUUCUACGACUCGCUCUCAGACCUGCUGGAGGAUGGCGAGAAUGCGGCCUUCUUCCCCGGGCUGUCGGCCUUCCUCAGCCAGGAGGAGAUCCACAAGAGUCUGGAUCUGGCCCGCAGGGCCAUAGCCAGCUCCGAGACGGACGACUGCGAGGAGGUCCCGCAGCACUGCAGCCCCUCGCCCAGGAGCCGCCGGAAGCCACCGGCCCCUCUGGAGGCCCGGCCGGGCGAGCGUGCGUCCCCAGGUAUACCUGGGGACCGCAGGCAGGUACCUGCCGCGCCUCCGCCAGCGGAGCAAGCCCAGCGCAUCUCCUCACCCGCAUCGCGGAGGAAGCCUGGAGUCUCGCCCCUGCUGGCCAGGCCCAGCUACAUCCGGAGCCUGCGCAAGGCUGGGAAGCAGGUGGCCAAGGCCCCCAGCACCACUGCCAAGCCCAGGGCUACGCGCCCCGGCAGGGCUGGCCCCCAGAGCCCGCUGAAUGACAAGGCGGCCACCCUCAUAGAGGAGCUGACCUCCAUCUUCCGAGAAGCUGCCAAGCCCAGAACCAGGAGCCCCGACGGGGAGUCCUCGUCCCCGGACAGCGGGUACCUGUCCCCUAAGAACCAGCCGUCAGACCCGAGGAGCGCCUCGGCCAGCCGGAGCCCCACCCGGGACCAGCAGGACGUCGAGGCCGAGGCCAGGCCCCCGGCACCCGGGCAUCUCCCCACCCGGGACAGGCAGGACGUGGAGGCUGGGGCCAGGCCCCCAGAGCCCAGGCAUCACCACCCCGUGGCCCAGGAUGUGGCCCGGCCCAGCCGCAGCCCCUCAUCCCCACCGCCCCGCAGCGCCCACCACCCACCAGCCGCUCCCCGGUUCAUCCAGAAGCUGCGGAGCCAAGAAGUGGCAGAAGGUAGUCGGGUCCACCUGGAGUGCAGAGUCACUGGGAACCCACCUCCUCGGGUCAGAUGGUUCUGUGAAGGGAGUGAGCUACACAGCAGUCCCGACAUCCAGAUCCUCUGGGACGGGGGCGACCUGCACACCCUGGUCAUUGCCGAGGCCUUCGAGGACGACACAGGACGCUACACCUGCCUGGCCGCAAACUCCAGUGGCUCCGACAGCACCUCCGCCGAGGUGUUCAUCGAAGGUGCCAGUUCAACAGACUCUGACAGUGAAAGUUUAGCUUUCAGAUCAAAACCUGGAGCCAUGCCACAAGCUCAGAAGAAAACCACUUCCGUGUCCUUGACCAUUGGAUCAUCAUCUCCAAAGUCAGGAGUGACCACAGCUGUGAUCCAGCCUCUGUCAGUCCCUGUUCAGCAGGCCCCCAGCCCCACCUUGUUCCUCUGCCGGCCGGAUGGACCCGCUGCCGCCUGCCUCCCGCCCGUCUUCACCAAGGAGCUGCAGAACAUCUGUGCGUCCGAGGGCCAGGUGGUCGUGCUGGAGUGCCGUGUGCGUGGCACACCCCCGCUGCAGGUCUGCUGGUUCCGACAAGGCAGCGAGAUCCAGGACUCACCGGACUUCCGGAUCUUGCAGAAAAAACCUCGAUCCACAGCUGAACCUGAGGAGAUCUGCACCCUGGUUAUCGCAGAGACAUUCCCCGAGGACGCUGGCAUCUUCACGUGCUCGGCCAGCAAUGAUUACGGCUCAGCAGCCAGCACUGCCCAGCUGGUGGUCACCUCAGCCAGCACAGACGCCUGCGGCUACGACUCAGCAGGAGAGUCCGGCAGUGGCCACUUCCCGCUGCCCUCUCCCCUAUGGGAGGCAAGCCCCUUCGAGCUGGUGGCGCAGAAGCCAGCAGAGGCCCCUCCCAAGAGCGGCCCUGAGUCGGGGCUGAGCUCUGCUUCCGACAGGGAAGCCACCUGUGUGCACCCCGCACGCGGAGUGAACGGAAUGGUGAAUGGCCGAGCUGAGGGCGGCACCGCUCUCCCCAGCCCGCCCGCCCUGCUGUCCCCCGUGAAGGAGCCCCCGCCUCUGCUCGCCAAGCCCAAGCUGGACGCACUCAGGAUCCAGCAGCUGCAGCAGCAGAUCCGCCGGGAGCGCGAGGCCCGCGCGCGCCCCUCGCCGCCCGCGUCCCCGGAGCCCCCGGAGUCGCGCGCGGAGCCCAUGAGCGCGCUGGCUGCCCGCCCCGCGCCCGCCAUGCAGGCCUCCAGCUCCUUCAGCUACGCGCGCCCCAAGCAGUUCAUUGCCGCCCAGAGCCUGAGCCCCAGCGCGCCCCGGUCCCCGGCGCCCGCGUCCCCGCCGACCUCUGAGCCCGAGUGGGGCGCGCUCCCGCCGCCGCCCCCGCCGCUCAGCCCGCCGGCGCUAGCCACAGGGCCCGACUUCUUCCCGCCGCCGCCGCCUCCUCCUCCACCCGGCCCGGGCCCCGCGCCCCGCGCCGCUCGCCCAGGCCCCGCGCCCGCAGCGCUGCUCCGCGCCCUGCUGCCCUCGCAGCCCGCCACCGCCACCACCGUCUCCACCGGGGUCUCCGCCCUCGGCCUGCCGCGCGCCGCCCCCGCUGCGGGGCUUCCCAAGAAGGCCAGCAGACCUGCCAGGAUGGCCUCCGACGAGGAGAUCCAGGGCUCCAAGGAUGCGGUCAUCCAGGACCUGGAACGCAAGCUGCGCUUCAAGGAGGACCUGCUGAACAACGGGCAGCCGAGGUUGACCUACGAAGAAAGGAUGGCUCGGCGGCUGCUGGGUGCCGACAGUGCGACUGUCUUCAACGUCCAGGAGCCAGAAGAGGAGGCGGCCAACCAGGACCCCUGGCCAUCUCGCGCUUCUGUAGAGAGCCCUCUGGACGGUCAAAAGGAGUACAAGGUCUCCAGCUGCGAGCAGAGGCUCAUCAGUGAAAUCGAGUACCGGCUGGAGCGGUCCCCCGUGGAGGAGUCAGGGGACGAGGCACCCUUUGGGGACACGUCUGUGGAGAGCGGAGUGGCCCCCUUCUUUGAGGUGAAGCUGAAGCAUUACAAGAUCUUUGAGGGUAUGCCUGCGACGUUCACGUGCAGAGUGGCCGGCAACCCAAAGCCCAAGAUUUACUGGUUUAAGGAUGGAAAGCAGAUCUCCCCCAAGAACGAUCACUACAGCAUCCGCAGCGACCCCAGCGGGACCUGCUCCCUGCACACCGCGGCCUCCACGCUGGAGGACGACGGCAAUUACACAGUCAUGGCCGCGAACCCUCAGGGCCGCGUCAGCUGCACAGGGCGGCUGAUGGUCCAGGCCGUGAACCAGAGAGGCCGCAGCCCCCGCCCGCCGGCCGGACACCCUCACGGCAGAAGGCCACGCUCAAGGUCCCGAGACAGUGCUGACGAAGGGGAGCCCAUCCAGGAGCGCUUCUUCCGCCCGCACUUCCUGCAGGCGCCCGGGGAUCUGACCGUGCAGGAAGGCAGGCUCUGCAGGAUGGACUGCAAGGUCAGUGGGCUGCCCACGCCCGAUCUCACCUGGCUGCUGGAUGGCAAGCCAGUGCGCCAGGACAGCGCCCACAAGAUGCUGGUACGGGAAAACGGCGUGCACUCCCUCGUCAUCGAGCCCGUCUCAGCCCGGGACGCCGGCAUCUACACGUGCGUGGCCACCAACCGGGCGGGGCAGAACUCCUUCUGCCUGGAGCUCGUGGUCGCAGCUAAGGAAGCGCACAAGCCACCGGUCUUUCUGGAGAAGCUGCAGAACACGGGUGUGGCGGACGGCUACCCCGUGAGGUUGGAGUGCCGGGUGUCGGGGGCACCCCCACCACAGAUAUUCUGGAAGAAGGAGAACGAGUCACUGACUCACAGCACGGACCGCGUGAGCAUGCACCAGGACCACCACGGCUACGUGUGCCUGCUCAUCCAGGGUGCCACAAAGGAUGACGCGGGCUGGUACACGGUGUCAGCCAAGAACGAGGCUGGGAUUGUGUCCUGCACAGCCCGACUCGACGUGUACACCCAGUGGCAGCAGCCACCGCCGAGCGCCAAGCCGAAGCGGGUGCGGCCGUCAGCCAGCCGCUACGCCGCGCUCUCCGACCAGGGCCUGGACAUCCGGGCGGCGUUCCAGCCCGAGGCCGGCCCGUCCGCGCUGGCGCUGAGCCCCGGCCUGGUGGAGAGCGAGGACCUGUGAUCGGCGCCCUCGCGGGAGCACAGACCCAAACCGCGCCACCCGGACCCGCCUCCUGCCGCGGGACGCAAGUGCACCUCGACUCCGAGAGACAAAAGGGCACCUCAACUCUCCUUUUCUUCCUGUAAACCAAAACAGAGGCUGUGCACACGACGCCAGUAGACGCACGCCUUGCACAGAAUUCACACUGAUCAGCCAAUUCAAACUCCGGGAGUCGCUGUGAUUUAAGGGGUCUGAAAAGCCAAAGCCCUCACGGAAAAGUGCCCCCGCUCCGUGUUGUCCUGAGUGCCUUCAACACUGGCUCAGCACUGCCACCCAGCGUGAGCGCGGGCGCUUCCCGGAGGCGGCCCCACAGCAGGAGGGCACGACCAAGAAACCCACGCAAGUGCCUUGUCUGUGCAAACCGUUUUCUACUAAGUCGUACGAAGGAACCACUUGCUGCAGUUCUAGCAACAUCCUGAGUUUCUGUCAAGGUUAAGACCUUCGUUGUUAGCUUUUUUUUUUAAUGUGUAUUUUCCUUUUGUGUUGCCUUGGUAGGGAGCUUACAUGCUGAAAUGCGUAACGUACUCUGAGGAAAGCAGAAACAGACCACAGACCAUUCCACGGAGGGCGUCUCGACCACCCAAGUGACCGCGGCAGGCGGGGCGUGUCGGGGGUGAGGGGCUAGGGAGGAGCAGAGGGGAGAAGGGCGAAAUGCAAGGUGCAUGUUGACGGUGUCCACGCAGAAGGCAGGGGGGCGGGAGCCAGUGGAGGCCAGGCUUCCCUUGGUUCUCUUCAAAUUCCAUCUACGACACUGCCGUUCCUAAGUCAGGGAGUUGGGGUUCCAGCGGUGGGGGACUCUCGGGACACCACAGGGUCGGAGCCGGAGCUGGGAUGCACAGAGCAAGUUGGUAAUGGGCUGAGCGGAGAGGUCGUCAGGGUCGGAGGCAGCCUGUGGGCACUCGUCUGCUGAGGGGCACAGGGCUGAGCUAGAGCCAGGUGGGCGCCAGCGUGCAUGUUCCCCACGGCGCCCGCGCGGCGGGUGGGAGCAUAAUUUCACUUCCCUGCAGCCAUGGGGCCUCUGACUGAAGAAGGUGCUGGGCUCCCAGUCAUCCCAAGGCCAUCCUGAGUGCCCCUGACCCUGGUCAGCUGGAUGGAGCGGAUUCUGACCAGACUUGACAGUUUUAAGUCGGAACCAAUCAACUUUAAAUAUGAGAAAAUGGGGCCUGCUAUGAUAUGAUAAUGGUACUUUGCUAUGAAGAGAACACACUGUAUUCCUUAUGCAAAACACAUUUAUCUUUCAUUAUUUAUGACAAAGAUGUCAAACUCUCUUAGCUCAGUUACUCGAUAUGUAGUAUUUUUUAAUGAUUUUGUACCUGUGUGCCCCCGUGUAGCCCAUUUCACUGUUUGACACGCACAGCUCUCCACUUCUUCUAGACACACCAAGCAAGUUCUGCGUGCCCAGUGUGAGCGCCGGUACCUGCAGCCUGGGCAGACUGGCACGCGAGGCUCUCCUGGACCUCUCUCUCUUGCAGAAUUAUGACUGAUGUCUUCUCAUACUUGCCAAAUUUUCCCGAAUGUGACGUUUUGCUGAUUUGCUGGGUUUGGGAUUAAGCAGCAUUAUUUUGCCACCUUUCAUGUAUUUAUAAAACAAUAAGUACUAUCCUGCUACUUUGGGUUGUUGUGCUGGUGUAAUGUGGAUUUAACAACAAUAAAUAUUUAACAAAUAAGA